Plasmodium adleri (nom. inval.) is the source of this 579-nucleotide messenger RNA. RefSeq names its product conserved Plasmodium protein, unknown function. NCBI's taxonomy places the organism in Eukaryota, Apicomplexa, Aconoidasida, Haemosporida, Plasmodiidae. The record is from RefSeq and is a predicted model, not a curated record. Bases 1 to 579 code for a protein of 192 amino acids. The transcript has a single exon.
AUGGCUAAUACUUGGAGAUGUGAUGGAUGCUUAGUCGAAAAUUCAGACGAUGCAUUAGAAUGUGUUUGUUGCAUGCAGAAAAGAAGCAUAAUUAAUGAUGAAAAAAAUGGUGACGUGAAUAUUAAUGGAAAUACAAAUAAUGAUGGGUUGUUAAUAAAUAUAGAUUCAAAUAAAAAAAAUGAAGAUGAGACAGUUGCUGAAAAUAAAAUAAAUGAAGAUAAGGAAAAUACUUCUAGAAUUGAUAUUAUAGGAGGAGGUGGUUUUAUUCCUUCAAUUAAAGCAACUAAUAAUACAAAUAAUAAAUCUAGAAGUAUUUUUUUAAAUAAUGUUUCAAAUAGUAAUGAAACUGAAACAACUACCAUGACUAAUGAUGAUAAUAAUUUACAUAUCAAUUCAAAAAAAAAUAAUUUUUCUGAUAAAGAACAAAAGGAAAGUAAGCAUAGUUUAGAUUCAUCUAAUAAAAAUGUUAGUCUUAAAUCUAAAAAAAAAAAAAAAUAUGAUAAAAAUGAUAAAGGUAUAUCAAAAAGGGUACAACCAACCCGAAAGUGUACAAAAAAAAAAAUUAAUUACAAAACAUGA